Peromyscus eremicus (cactus mouse) is the source of this 1339-nucleotide messenger RNA. It is a transcript of the gene Nptn, whose product is annotated as neuroplastin. Gene Ontology annotation, molecular function: cell-cell adhesion mediator activity. NCBI's taxonomy places the organism in Eukaryota, Metazoa, Chordata, Mammalia, Rodentia, Cricetidae. Gene Ontology annotation, biological process: homophilic cell-cell adhesion; dendrite self-avoidance; axon guidance. Gene Ontology annotation, cellular component: axon; plasma membrane. The annotation marks the transcript as partial. The transcript has 8 exons. The record is from RefSeq and is a predicted model, not a curated record.
CCUGUCACUGCAUUCCUGCUCCCCCUCCCUCUAGCUGGGUUUGUCAAGUCGCCCAUGUCAGAAACUAAGCUCACGGGGGACGCCUUUGAGCUGUACUGUGACGUGGUCGGGAGCCCCACGCCAGAGAUCCAGUGGUGGUACGCAGAAGUCAACCGGGCAGAGUCUUUCAGACAGCUGUGGGACGGUGCUCGGAAGCGCCGUGUCACCGUAAACACCGCCUACGGGUCAAACGGCGUGAGUGUGCUGAGAAUAACCCGGCUCACCUUGGAGGACUCUGGGACUUACGAGUGCAGGGCCAGCAACGACCCCAAGAGGAAUGACUUGAGGCAAAACCCUUCCAUAACAUGGAUUCGAGCCCAGGCCACCAUAAGCGUCCUUCAGAAGCCAAGAAUUGUCACCAGUGAAGAGGUCAUUAUUCGAGACAGCCUCCUUCCUGUUACCCUACAGUGUAACCUCACCUCCAGCUCUCACACCCUUAUGCACAGCUACUGGACAAAGAAUGGGGUAGAACUCACUGCCACUCGUAAGAAUGCCAGCAACAUGGAAUACAGGAUCAAUAAGCCAAGAGCUGAGGAUUCAGGCGAAUACCACUGUGUAUAUCACUUUGUCAGCGCUCCUAAAGCAAAUGCCACCAUUGAAGUGAAAGCUGCUCCUGACAUCACUGGCCAUAAACGGAGUGAAAACAAAAAUGAAGGGCAGGAUGCCAUGAUGUACUGCAAGUCAGUUGGCUACCCCCAUCCAGAAUGGAUAUGGCGCAAGAAGGAGAAUGGUAUAUUCCAGGACAUUUCCAAUAACUCUGGUCGCUUCUUCAUCAUCAACAAGGAGAAUUACACUGAAUUGAACAUUAUGAAUCUCCAGAUCACAGAAGAUCCCGGCGAGUAUGAAUGUAAUGCCACCAACUCCAUUGGCACUGCCUCCGUUUCCACCGUCCUCAGGGUACGGAGCCACCUUGCCCCACUUUGGCCUUUCUUGGGAAUUCUGGCUGAAAUCAUCAUCCUUGUGGUGAUCAUUGUUGUGUAUGAGAAGAGGAAGAGGCCAGAUGAGGUUCCUGAUGAUGAUGAACCAGCCGGGCCAAUGAAAACCAACUCUACCAACAAUCACAAAGAUAAAAACUUGCGCCAGAGAAACACAAAUUAAGUACUGCUUAUAAUCUCUUUAGGUUCCUGAAAACGGUGGCAUCAUGACCUGCUACAUUUUCUGCUUGGACCUCUUUGGUCUCUCCCUUCAAGUGAGCAACACCACAAUGACCGUCUAAAGCAUGCCUUAUUUAGCCUCUCCUAUAAGGGUGACCUAGCCAGGUACAUUUUAAACAAUGCUUCAGUGUAGAAGGUGUAAACUA